GGUGGGCGCAACCCUUUUGUCCAAAUGGCUUUCGGAUGUGCUCUUCUCUGCAUCCGAUUGGCCGCCUUUCUAUCAGCCGCCAGCCUAGAAUGCAUGCUGACACCUUAGACUUCCGCCAUCAACCAUCAACUUCAACGAUGGAUCGAUCAUCCCUGGACCCUGGGUUCUCUGCACCAUGCUUAUCCACUCCGAAGAGCAUCAGCUGAAAAGAACUUCGAGAAUCUUCGAAUCUUCUCUUCAUCUUCAACCUCGUUGAGGAAACUUCUUCCCGAAAACUUUCCCUUGAAAGUUUUUUGGAAAUCAUGUUCUUCAUCUGGAAUUCUUCUGGAAUUUCUGGUAUCCAGCCAGACAUUCCUGUGUUCAGCCGGAUCUUCUGGUGUUCAACUGGAUCUUCUUACUUUCAACUGGAUCUUCUGGGGUUCGUCAGGACCUGCUGAGGUUCUUCUGGAUCUUCUGGAGUUCUUCCCGAAUUGGUGGGUUUCGUCCGGACCUUCUGGAAUUCCCCCUGAACUUCUGGAUUUCUUCCUGACCUUCUGGAGGUACCGUUCAAUGUCCGUACUUGCUACUCGAGCAACGGCGUCAGAUUCUGAUUCAAUUCAAUCUGGCAGUUUCCCGAUCCCCGAAAAAUGCAGAUCAACCUGACGGGAUUUUUGAAUGGUAAGAAUGCUCGGUCUUUUAUGGGAGAACUUUGGGAUUUGCUGGUUUCUGCUCAAGAAAGCGUUACUGGAAUUCCGGAUGCGUUUCUACAGCAGAAGAAAGAUCAGAUAAAAAAGCGAUUGGAAGAACAAGAGAAGCUUCAAGCGUCACUUGCAGAGAAAGAGAAAGAUAAGGACCGAGAAAAGGAUAAGGAUGAUUCUGAAAUUAAGGUGAAAAAAGAAGAAAAGGACUCUAGUUCUUCGAAGGACCACAGGCGAGAUAGAAGCCGAGAUCGCGACAGAGACAGAAGCAAGAGAAGUAGGUCUAGAGAUCGACACAGAGAUCGAGACCGUUCAAGUCGAAAACGCAGGUCCAGUUCAAGGUCACCAGGAAAAUCGGGAGGCAAAGACAAUGGAAAAGACACAUCGGACCUCAAGGUUGAACGCGAGGAAUCUCCUGCUACAGAUGUUCGGGAUAAUCCGAUCCCCCUAUUACCCAUGAAACCGAAACCAGAGGCAGCAGUUGCGAUUUCACGACUCCAGGCCAAACUAAUGAGCAUCGCCGACGGCAAAAAGAAAUCCAACCGCUCUCCAACUCCCGAAGUCCAAGAAAAACCCGUCCGGAAGUCACGCUCAAAAUCUCCCUCGAUCCGAGCCAAAAAAUCGAAAUCAAAAUCCCCCACCUCAAAAUCUCGCAAAUCUCGCUCUCCAGUUUCCAAAUCUAGAAAGUCUCGCUCCAAGUCUCGUUCUCGCCGCUCCCGUUCAAAAUCAAAAGGCCGAAAAUCUCGCUCUAAAUCCAAAUCUCGAAGAUCCAAGUCUCGAUCUGCAGAUCGUUCAAAGUCGCGCAGAUCAAAGUCCAAGUCCCCGAAAUCAAAAUCUACACGCUCGGAUUCGCGUACUAGAAAUAAAAAAUCAAGAUCUAAGAGUAGAGAGAGAAGCAAAGCCAGGAAGUCAAGAUCCGCUUCGAGCGACUCUAGAUCUUCAAAAUCAAGAUCAAAAUCCAGGUCCAAGUCUGUCGAAAAGAGGAAGGAAAAUGCGGAUGGAGGGAGAAAAAGAGACGCGAGUAGCAGUUCUACUAGCGGCAGUGAAGAUGAAAAGGGAAAGGAUAAAAAUGAUUUCGAGAUUAGGAAGAAAAAGGAUGGAGUUCAGGCGAAGAGAUCCUACCGCAAGACGAACAAGGACGAUAGUGGAAGUGAUAGUGAUUCGAGCAGAGAAAGAAAAAGUGGAAAUAAAAGGAGAAGCAUUACUCCGAGAAAGGACAGGGAUAGGGACAGGUCGAAGGACAGGGAUCGAUCGAGGGACAGGUCACGUGAUAGGAAUCGAAGGAGAUCUUCGUUGGAUAGAGAGAGGGAUAGGGACAGAAGGAGGGACAGGGACAGGGAACGCGUCGAUAGAUACAGUGGAAGUCGAGGCAUGAGGCCUCCUUCAGUGAGAAGAGCUCCGAGUCGAAGACGAAGUCCGCCCCGGAGAAGUCCAGCACGUUACCGCCGCCGAUCCCCAAGCCCAGGAGACCGUCGCCGAAGACGUUCACCAGAUCGAAGACGCCGCUCCUCCGAACGACGAGACCGUCGUCGUUCGCCAGAUCUCAGAGACAGCGGAAGACGCUCCUCCGACACUCGGGAUAGAUCUCAUAGGUAUGAUAGAUCUUCUUCUCGCGACAGAUCUAGUAGACACGACCGUUCUAGAGAUCGUAGAGACAAGGAUCGCCGCUCGAAGUCCAAGGACCGUAAAUCUUCACUAGAUCGUUCCAAGGAUUUGAAGCGGUCUGAGAAAUCUCCCGAGAAACUCAAGGAAAUUGUCAUCAAGGAUCUCAAGGACAAAGCUAGGGAAAGGAAGACGUCGGUUGACGAAAAGGCGAAGAAACCAGCGGAUGCUCCAGCGCGUAAGGAUUUGAGAAAUGGAAGGUCUAAGUCUAGUAGCUCGCAAAGUAGCGAGAGUAGUUCCUCUAGUGACGAAGAACACCCGUUACGAAGAUCGGUGGAUCCAAAACUUUCUCAGGAGAAACGAGACCGAGAUCGGUUAGAAGAGACGAAAAAGAAGGAAAAGGAGAAGGAAAAGGAGAAGGAAAAAGAAAAGGAAAAGGAGCCAGAGAAAGUAAAGGAGAAGGAAAAAGAGAAAAUAGUCGAGAAAGAAAUUCCGAAACGAGUGGAGAAGGAAGUGAAAAAAUGGGAACCCAUCUCUCAGAAAAAACCGGAAUUGAACGUUUCACCCAAAAAAAUCCCGACUGCUAGUCUUCCUAUUUCCAGACACAGGUUCUCCAAGAGCUUGUCCAGAACACCUUCGCCUUUCAAGAAGACGGAGGACAUCAUCGCAGCCAAUAAACUCAAGCAACCCGUUUUAAAGGAAGACAAAGUAGAAUCGCCGAAAACUGUAGAAACUGUCGUUGCGGUCGCUGAAGUAUUCCCGUUGAAGAAGGAAGAGAGGCUCGACAGAUCAGAAAAAGUCGAUAGGUCUAUCAAAUCAAUUAAGCUUCCGGUGGAAGAAAAGAAAUUGCCGAAACCUCUGGAACCUAUUUUACCAAAAAAACUGGCUGAAAUUGUGAAGAAAACGAAGAGGGAUGAACGUGACGAGUCUUCAGAUUCUGAUGACAGCGAUGACGAUAGGAAAAAGUUGAAGAAGGUAGAGCGAUCUAGAAAACCUAGGAAAACAUCGACUGAGGAUGAAAAAUCGGACAAGAGCAAACCGGUGUCGAGCUCAGAUACUGAAGAGGAGAAAAAAGCAGCUGAUAAAUCGAAGAAAUCCCGAGACUCUAGUCGAAACGAAUCGAAUGAUCGUAGCAAAGAAAGAAAAGAUACAAAGCGUCGCGAGCCAGAAGUCGAGACGAAAAAACGUUCGAAAAAGGAGGAAGAAGAUCCAAAGAAGUACAAAAGAUCCAGGAAAGAUUCUUCCUCGCCAGAAGGGGAGCAGAGAAAGAAGACAAGUAGUGAGAAAGAUAAGCUCAAAUCGAAGAAAUCGAAGAGGGAUUCGAGCUCUGAAGAUGAGCCUAAAAAGUCUCGCAAGAGGAGAGAUAGUUCAACGGAUGAUGAAAAAUUAAAAAGCAGGAAAUCUAGGAAGGAUUCAACGAGCGAUGAUGAGAUUCGAUCGAAAUCAAAGAAAGCAAAGAGGGACUCGAGUUCGGAUGAUGAGGAUCCAAUCGUCGGAAAAGAAAUCAAGAAGAAGAGGAAAGGAGACGACAGUAGCGAAGAAGAAAAAGUGAAGAAGAAGCGGAAGAAAAAACCGAAAACUAGUACUAGUGAAUCUGACGAAAGCGAAGUGGAAGAAAAGAAAAAGAAAAAGGACAAGAAACACAAGAAGCAUAAAAAAAGCAAGAAACACCGAAAGCAUAAAAAGAAGAAAGUUGCCUACUCAGAAGAAUCAGACGCAAGUGAAGGAAACACCGAAGAGGUGGAAAAAAAGCUCCGCGAAAAAGCUCUCAAAUCUAUGAAAAAGGGCCACAGCACCGAACGAAGUGACUGAAACCGAAAAAAUGAGGAUUCAUACCCAACUUGAAUGUUGAAUCCGCCCGCAGUAAACGUGAUUUCCUCGAUCAAUUUUUUUCCCUUUCCUGAAAGAUUCCAAAAAAAAAAAAAACAACAAAAAAAACCCUCGGAAUUCCAAUUUUGAAAAUAUGUCUUAUCAGUAUCGAAUUUCGGUAUAUGUAAGUUUUAAACUAGUUCCGAUAAGUGUGUGUGACUUGAAAAAACAUGAUUAAUAAUCCAUUUCUACAAGAAUCGUUUGUCUCUUAAUUGUCGAGGAAAGGUCUUAAUUUUGUAUUACAGCUGAUUGAACGAUUGGAGGUAGAAUUGACCAGGUGUACAAAUUGAAUACCUUUGAAAGUGAAAAAGUCGAUUUGAGUUGGACGAAUUUUGCUUGAACGGCAUUUGAAGUUCGAGGAAAGAUUAGUUUUAAGGAUCGUCGAGAGUAUUGUAAUAUCUCAUAUUUACUGUAAUACGUUUCUACGCGUUGUAACGUAUAGAGAAUUUCCGUUAACUUCAUUAUGAGAAUAUAAAUGUGAUUAAUGCAA
Molecule: messenger RNA, 4638 nt
Organism: Belonocnema kinseyi
Lineage: Eukaryota; Metazoa; Arthropoda; Insecta; Hymenoptera; Cynipidae
Gene: Srrm1
Product: serine/arginine repetitive matrix protein 1
Exons: 13
Coding region: 627-4091 (1154 amino acids)
Biological process (GO): regulation of mRNA splicing, via spliceosome; mRNA processing
Cellular component (GO): spliceosomal complex
Molecular function (GO): RNA binding
Source: RefSeq, a predicted model, not a curated record